AUGAAAGCCACUGGACCCCGGGAGAGGACCCAGAGGACUCCUGAAGGAGUAGUGAAGGGAGAAGCGUUGAUUGAUUUUAGUGUUGGAGCCUCAGCAAACCAUCUUAUACCAGCCUGCAAUGGAUUCAGAGAUAUAUAUGUGGUAGAAGUUAAUGAUCUCAACAUCAAUGAAUUUGAGAAAUGGCGACAAAAUAAACAAGAUGCUGUUAACUUCUCAUAUGGAGCGAAGGUUCAUCACACAUUAGAAGGAGGCAGAGAAGCAUGGCACGUGAAGGAAGACAAAACAAGACAAGCAAUUAAAGGAGUAAUAAAAUGGGAUAUUUCUAAUGACGAUCAGGUCCCUUUUGAUUUACCCCAAGUAGAUUGCAUUCUCAGUCUGUUUCUACUGGACGUUAUCAGCAAAGACAAAGACGCCUUCCAGAACAACCUGAAAAAACUUACAUCUCGACUAAAACCUGGGGGGCAUCUGAUACUGUUUACAGCCUUAAACAUGACAUUCUAUAAGGUUGAUGGGGAGAAAUUCUUUAUUCUAACACUUGAUGAACAGUUUGUAAAACAGUCUGUAAUUAAUGCUGGGCUUGUCAUCGAAAAGGUUAAUGUAUUGCCGAGCAAAAAAAACUGCGACUUGAUUGACUUUGACGCUAUACUGCACAUAAGAGCUUGCAUGAAGACUGUUUGA
Molecule: messenger RNA, 678 nt
Organism: Pelobates fuscus (common spadefoot toad)
Lineage: Eukaryota; Metazoa; Chordata; Amphibia; Anura; Pelobatidae
Product: nicotinamide N-methyltransferase-like
Exons: 3
Coding region: 1-678 (225 amino acids)
Cellular component (GO): cytosol
Molecular function (GO): N-methyltransferase activity
Source: RefSeq, a predicted model, not a curated record